This is a messenger RNA of Numida meleagris (helmeted guineafowl), 2010 nucleotides long. RefSeq names its product family with sequence similarity 172 member A (gene ARB2A). The record is from RefSeq and is a predicted model, not a curated record. Gene Ontology annotation, cellular component: nucleus. The transcript is spliced from 11 exons. NCBI's taxonomy places the organism in Eukaryota, Metazoa, Chordata, Aves, Galliformes, Numididae. Gene Ontology annotation, molecular function: siRNA binding. Gene Ontology annotation, biological process: regulatory ncRNA-mediated heterochromatin formation. Bases 162 to 1412 code for a protein of 416 amino acids.
GUGCUGACGUUACGGCGCGCAGAUGCCGGAAGCGGAACGGGAAGGAGGAGAGGGGCGGGUGGCGCGAGCGGUGGUGGUGCCGGGCACCUCCCGCUGACAGCGCCGUGCCUGCCCCGCCCCGCUCCGCCAGCGACGGGCGCCAGAUUGUCAUUUGAAGAUAGAUGCACUUUUAUUUUAAUAUUUUAAAUCUGCUGAAAGUUUGGGUAAUGAUGGCUCAACUCCAGCAAGGAGUCCCUGAUGAAAAAGAAAAGACUACUGCAUUAAAGGAUUUAUUGUCUAGAAUAGACUUGGAUGAACUGAUGAAAAAAGAUGAGCCACCACUUGAAUUUCCUGAUACUCUGGAAGGAUUUGAGUACAGUUUUAAUGAAAAAGGGCAAUUAAGGCAUGCAAAAACUGGGGAGCCAUUUGUAUUUAAUUAUCGUGAAGACUUGCACAGAUGGAACCAGAAGCGCUAUGAAGCUCUUGGAGAGAUUAUUACUAAACAUGUUUAUGGACUACUGGAAAAGGAAUGCCACUUGAAAAAAGUAACUCUCCCAGUUGAUGCUACUGAGAAUGAACCAAAAAGCUUUAUCUUUAUGAGUGAAGAUGCGUUAACAAAUCCUGACAAACUAUUGGUCCUAAUUCAUGGUAAUGGCGUUGUCAGAGCAGGUCAGUGGGCUAGGAGACUCAUCAUUAAUGAAGAUUUGGACAGUGGCACACAGAUACCAUAUAUAAAGAAAGCUACUGAGGAAGGCUAUGGAGUAAUAGUACUGAAUCCCAAUGAGAACUAUAUUGAAGUGGAGAAGACAAAAGCCCAAGUACAGCUGUCUUCUGAUAGCUCAGAUGAACCUGCAGAAAAGAGGGAAAGAAAAGAUAAAAUGCAGAAGGAAACAAAGAAACGACGUGACUUCUAUGAAAAGUAUCGAAAUCCACAAAAAGAAAAAGAAACAAUGCAGAUGUAUAUUAGAGAUAAUGGAUCUCCUGAAGAACAUGCAAUUUAUGUUUGGGACCAUUUUAUUUCCCAGUCAGCAGCAGAGAACGUGUUUUUUGUUGCUCACAGUUAUGGUGGACUUGCAUUUGUAGAGUUGAUGAUUCAGCGAGAGGCAGAAGUAAAGAAUAAGGUAACUGCUGUGGCGUUGACAGACUCUGUUCACAAUGUGUGGCAUCAAGAAGCUGGCAAAACUAUUCGAGAGUGGAUGCGAGAGAACUGUUGUAACUGGGUGUCAAGCUCUGAGCCACUGGACACAUCCGUGGAGUCCAUGCUGCCCGACUGCCCCCGAGUCUCUGCAGGUACGGAGCGUCACGAACUGACUUCCUGGAAGAGUUUUCCAUCCAUUUUCAAGUUCUUCAGCGAAGCAAUGGAGGCAAAGAACAGUUCAGUGAAGCCAGCCCCAACACGGCGCUCCAAUAGAAUAAAAUAUGAAGAAUUGUAAAAGGAGGAAGGGGGGAAAGUCUCUUUGCUUCUCACUCUCUGCAAGGAGUCUCCCAGCCCCUCAUUAGAUUGUUUUCUUCCUAGAGCACAGGGUCGUGAUGUAUACAUCUAAAUAACGUUUUGCAUUAUUUCUAGAUGAGUGCAACUGUCAAAGCAAUAUGGGUUCACUGGCUGUGCUUCCUGUGGGCUGUAACUUGGAUUUUGUGCUGCCCAUCAACACGCAGAUUAAGGCUGACAGUGGUACUGCACAGUGCAGCAUGGUGCAGCUCUAAUUGCCCUGACAUAGCCCUGCUGGGGCUGUGUUUCUCGAUCCGGUAGUCUUCUCUUUCUUGGCGACCGAGUGGGAUCAGCUCUUCAGUCUUUCUGCUGAUAGGAGGGUCAGAGAAGUUUGGUCCAGAUUUAUGGAAAAGCCCCUUUGUUGUAGAGAUUUUCUCCACCUGCCGGAUCAAUGGCAUUAUCUGUGGAUCUUAUCUUGCUUUUGAAAGCGCCACUUAAAAAAGUGGCUAUUCAUUAACCACCUGGAUCACACUGUGAAAUACGACAGAAAAAAAAAAAAAAAAAGGAAAGGGAAAGGCCACGUUUUCCUGUUUAUUUUUAAA